AAAAAAAUUGUAAUUUAAAUCAUAAAAUAAUAUAUACAUACCUGGCUUUUUCCAGCUUCCCGUGCAAGCGCUGAAUGGCCGUCGCCCUUAUUAUAAGUGCUUCUGAAGAACAACCUUACAGACUCUCUGUCUCUGUCUCUGUCUCUGUCUCUGUCUCUCUCUCUUCAAUCAUUUUCUGUUUCUUUCUCUCUCUUCCUCUUCGGUUUCAUCCUCAGGCGUGGCCUUCCCCUCUCAUCAUUCCUUCUCCUUUCUUCUCUCUCUCUAAGAACUCCAUUAAUGCUCUUCUUCACUCUCCCUCCUCAACGCUUUCUUCCUCUCUGUUUUUCUCCUCCGUAAUCAUACCUUCCUCUCUGUUUCUCUCUGUUUCUCUCCCAGCUUUUCACGCUAAACAUUGUUUGCAUUCCAAGCUUUUUGUAUAUAAUUAUUUGUCCAUGGAUGUUUGGGAUCAGCAACUGCAACUGCCUCAAGAUCGCCACGGCCGUCACCGGAGGCAGAAUCCGUCGUUUUCUUCUUCUCUUCUUGACGCUAUUUACCGCUCCAUUGAUGAGAGCAACGGCGUCGAAGGUGAAGAGAAGGUCAUCUUGUACAGAGAGACUAUGAGGAAGAAGCAGAGUAUUGCAAUGAAGGAGGAUGAAGACGAUAGGUUGAAUUUCCGCCGGGCUUGUAUGAUUGAGAAGUGGAUGGAGAAGAAGGUUAGUGAGAAGGUUGUUGUUCGAAAGAGUUCCAUGGCGGAUUUCGAUCGGAAGGCGAGGAAUGUUCGUGAUCGCGAUAAUCGCGACCGUCGCGACCUUCGCGAUCGUGAUUUUAAGAAAUUGAUGAACUCGAGUUCGAGUUCUUCGGAAUCGAGUUCUGGAGGGGGAUUUUCUUCGUCCGAAUCGGAAUCUAGGUCGUCUUCUUAUACAAUGCAUCGGCCGAGGCCGAUUAGAACAGAGAAGGCUGAAUUCGACGGCCAUAGCGACGAAAUUAAAUUUUCGAUCCCUAAUCAGAAACCGAAGCACGAAAACGGCUUCGUGAAGACGAAAUCGAAAGCGCUAAGAAUCUACGGCGAUCUAAAGAAAGUGAAGCAGCCGAUCUCUCCAGGAGGCCGCCUCGCGACCUUCCUGAACUCGCUCUUCAAUGGCGGAAGUCCAAGGAAACAGAAAUUCACAAAUUCCUCCAAGCAAACCGACGCCUGUAUGAGAAAAUCAAAAUCCACACAAGGAUCAACGUGUUCUUCCGCAUCGUCAUUCUCGAGGUCCUGUUUGAGCAAAACACCAUCCAACGGCGAGAAACUCAUCAACAAUGGCAGCACAAAGCGAUCGGUCAGAUUCUGCCUAGACGAAGAUUCUCGGCCUUGCGAACACAAAAGCCUUCAAGACAAGCUCGGAUUAAUGGCGGCAGCAACAACUAUGCGAAACGUUCUCAGAAACGACCAUUGUCUAGAAGAGGAAGCUUCAGCAGAUCUGAUGAACAGUUACCAAAAGAAGAUCAAUGGCGAUGUGUACAUAAACAGAGUAGUAGAAAACGAAGACGAAGACGAAGAAGACGACGACGAAGAUGAUGAAGAAGACGACGAAGAUGCAGUGAGUAGUUGUUCGAGCUCUGAUUUGUUCGAAUUGGAUAAUCUCUCAUCGAUCGGUAUCCAAAGGUAUCGCGAAGAACUGCCCGUCUACGAAACAACGCACUUCACUACCAAUCAGGCAAUCGCCAAUGGAUUAAUUUUGUAAUAAUAAUAUAUUUUUUUUUUAUAAAAAAAAAAAAGCCUUUUGGAA
Cucurbita pepo subsp. pepo (vegetable marrow) is the source of this 1751-nucleotide messenger RNA. The record is from RefSeq and is a predicted model, not a curated record. NCBI's taxonomy places the organism in Eukaryota, Viridiplantae, Streptophyta, Magnoliopsida, Cucurbitales, Cucurbitaceae.